Molecule: messenger RNA, 897 nt
Organism: Parascedosporium putredinis
Lineage: Eukaryota; Fungi; Ascomycota; Sordariomycetes; Microascales; Microascaceae
Source: the annotation of a GenBank genome assembly
AUGACAGUUGUUAACAAGUAUGUCGUCUCUGGCGACUCGUGGAAUCUCAAUCUUUUCUAUUUAGCGAUACAGGCGAUCGUCUGUACGGGAACGAUUACGCUAUGUAAGCAAAUGGGCCUAAUUCGAGAUCUUGCGCCUUUUGACAAAGAUAAGGCGAGAAAAUGGUUCCCGAUUUCUGUCCUUCUUGUUGGUAUGAUUUAUACUGGUACCAAGGCCUUGCAGUACCUCUCCGUCCCUGUAUACACAAUAUUCAAGAAUCUUACGAUCAUUGUCAUUGCAUACGGGGAAGUGCUUUGGUUUGGAGGCAGUGUUAGCCCGCUUGCCUUGCUCUCGUUUGGCUUGAUGGUUUUAAGCUCGGUUGUGGCGGCCUGGGCCGACAUCCAAAGCGCCCUUACCAGUAAUCCUGUAACUGGGGAUGCCGUGAGCGCAAUGUCCACGUUAAACGCCGGCUAUGCUUGGAUGGGGUUGAAUGUCUUUUGCUCUGCCUCAUACGUUCUGGCAAUGAAGAAAGUCAUCAAGAAGAUGAACUUCAAAGAUUGGGAUACCAUGUACUACAACAACCUUCUCACCAUUCCUGUUCUAAUUGUGCUCUCCCUACUUGCCGAAGACUGGUCACGACCUAAUCUUGAACGUAACUUCCCGAUUGAGAGCCGCAAUAGCCUUCUUGUCGGAAUGGUUUACUCAGGGUUUGCCGCUAUCUUCAUAUCUUACUGCUCAGCCUGGUGUAUUCGUGUCACGUCGUCAACUACAUACUCCAUGGUUGGGGCCCUCAAUAAGCUUCCCAUCGCCAUUAGUGGGCUGAUAUUCUUUUCUGCGCCCAUCACGUUUGGCAGCGUGUCGGCGAUUUUCCUCGGCUUCGUCAGUGCAGCCGUCGAUGAGCGCGAGUUCUCUCAGUAA